AUAUUAGUUACCAUGGAAAUAUGAUAUAGUAAAAAUUAACUAAAACAAAUUCCAGUCAAAUACUAUUUCAAGUUCACGAUCUAAAUUCCAAGUACCAUGGCAGCAAGACGAGCCAGAGGAGCAGCAGCGGAGCCCCCGCCCCCUCCCCCACCGGAGCCAAUCCCUGAGCCAGAGCCAGAGAAAACAGAAGAACCUGCUGCAAAAGUCCUUGAGCCAGAGUCACGGGAAGGGUCUAUAAUAAAGGACGGAAAAGUGACUGAGAAAAUAAUAGAGAGGAUCAUCAUAUGUCCUGGAAUGCAGAACCCUUGUGGCAUGAUGGGAAUGAUGCCAUAUCCAGGGGGGUACAACCCCAUGAUGUACCAGGGGAGGCCGUCCACAGGGUCUACAGACUGUCCUGUCAGCCCUUGCCCGGAGACGCACUGCAGCAAGAAGAAGUCAAAGAAGAAGAGGAAGGGUGGAGACAAAGAGGAGCCAUGUAAACAUCCCUUCUGCAUUGUCCAACGAGCUAAAGCACGACCUCAGGGGCUUCCUUGGGCGUCUGGCCUAUACCCGGGUCCUCCGUCCUCAAACCAGUCCUCUACCCCUCAGCAGCAGCCAUCUGUAGUGGUGUAUCAGCGACCCGUCCUCUGCUGCUGUGACAAGUGCCGUCCUUCGGAGGACUCCGACUCAGAGGACGACGAGGAAGUCGACCCUCAACAGACCGACACUGAGACCUUUAUGACCUUCAUGAACCUUGUCUUCGCUGCUGCAAACGUCAUCAACGAAAGACCAGAGAUACUGUAAUUUUAAAAUAAAAGUUAAAAAUAUAAACAUACUACAUUCUAA
This is a messenger RNA of Macrosteles quadrilineatus (aster leafhopper), 825 nucleotides long. RefSeq lists its product as uncharacterized. The transcript is spliced from 4 exons. The coding region runs from base 97 to 783 and encodes 228 amino acids. The record is from RefSeq and is a predicted model, not a curated record. NCBI's taxonomy places the organism in Eukaryota, Metazoa, Arthropoda, Insecta, Hemiptera, Cicadellidae.